AUGGGAACUGGAAGGUGGGACCUGACCAACGACGAGCGUGAAGCCAUCCUUCUUGAAACGCUGCUUAAGAGCAGCGGCAGCUACUGCACAAGAUUACCCAAGGGUUUUGGCGAGUAUUUGGCCAACAAGUACUCCUGUCACGUCGUGACAAUUCGGAAAGUGCUUGCCCGAGCGAAGGCCCAAGGCGUUGGAGGCAUCAACAUGGUUGUGUCCGUGGUCAACUUGAAAAAGGGAAAAGCUAAGCUGUUGGAAAUCGGUACGUGGCCGUUCGUCGAAACCGUGCUGUUUCUAGUCCACAAGGUCCUACCUGCCAUCAUCGCCAAGUGGCCGACGAACGACCGUCACGUCAUGAUACAGCACCACAACGCUCGAGCCCACGUCACGGAGUCCGACAUCAAGUUACGCUACACUGAACUUACCAAGCAAGGCUGGAGUAUCUCACUGACACCACAGCCACUGAACUCCCCGGACACGAACAUCCUGGAUCUAGGAUUUUUCGCCGCCAUUCAAUCCCUACAACACCAGAAAUCAGCAUGCUCAAUCGACGAUCUUGUGGCCCAUGUUGCUGAUGCCUCUGUCGAGUACCCGUUUGAACGUCUUGAUCACACGUUUCUGACGCUGCAAAGUUGUCUUAUCGAGACAAUGAAGGUUAAUGGUGACAACACCUACAAGAUACCGCACAUGGCGAAGGAGAAGAAGCAGCGACUGGGAAUCUUACCUCGGAACGUUGUGCGUCCUGUCGACACAUUUGAUGCCGCACGCGCAGUCUUGGUCGGAGCGGACAGUGAGCGUCUGGAACGAGAGUUUGCUGCUGAGUUCGCGGAGGCGAUCGCGGUGAACGAGCUUGCGUACCAACUCGAAGAAAUGGCGUUGAUUGAUCCCGAGGGCGUGGACGACAUGAUUGGUGUCCUGAACGAUGUUGGUAUUGAGUCGAUUAGCAUUGAUGAGUAG
Messenger RNA from Aphanomyces astaci, 951 nucleotides. RefSeq lists its product as hypothetical. The transcript is spliced from 3 exons. The record is from RefSeq and is a predicted model, not a curated record. The coding region runs from base 1 to 951 and encodes 316 amino acids. NCBI's taxonomy places the organism in Eukaryota, Oomycota, Saprolegniomycetes, Saprolegniales, Verrucalvaceae. Gene Ontology annotation, molecular function: nucleic acid binding.